CGAGAAGAUCCGGUGUUGAGUGCGAAAGUGAAACCGAUUCCAGAGGAGAUGAGCCUGCCGCUGCUGCUGCUGAUAGUGGGCAUUGCCUGCGCAAAUGCGGCUGCCAACUUUGACCUCGAGGCCAAGACGUUUGUGAAUCAGUCGAGUGAUCGCUACUACAGGUUGUACAACGAGAUUGCCGGCGAGACGUACACUGCAAACAACGAGGAAGACUUCGAUGCCCUGUUCAACAAGCUGAACAAUGUGAAGCGCAUUGCCGAGGAGCUGGUGAGCAUCUCCCGCCAGGCGGCCGGAUUUGAUCUGGACAGGAUUCGCAAUCCGGAGACAAAGGUUGCCCUGCAGGAGCUGCGCAGUGCGGGUGAUUUGUUUGUCCUGGGCGACGACUACUUCUCCUCCGUGCAGAUGAACCUGGCCGCCCUGCAAACGCUCUCCACGGACAAGGACAUCGAGCCGUAUCUGGGCGGAGCCAAUAUGCCCAACGAGGACGACAGUCCGCUGGCCUACUUCCCGGACAUCCAGAAGAUCGUGCAGACCAGCCGGGAUGCCGACGAGCUGAAGUACUACUGGGAGGCGUGGCGCGAGAAGAACCAACUGUGGGCCUCGCUCAACUUCUACACCAUCGUGCAGUCCUAUCAGCGGGCGGCCAAGAUCCUGGACGUGCCGGUGCACAAGCUGUGGUACCGCUACGACAGCCAGGAGAUGCUCCAGCAGAUGGAGCAGGUGAUGCUGGAACUGCGCCCGGCCUACCAGCAACUGCACGCCUUCGUCCGCCAGGAGCUGCACAAGAAGUACGGCGGCGAGGUGGUGAAUCCCAAUGGACCCAUACCCGAUCACCUGCUUCAGCAGGUCCUGGAGCAGGCCUGGGCAGGUGGCAGCAUCCUGGAGCAGUACUACCCGCGUGCCCAGUUGCCGGAGUUCGAUGAGUUCGUCAAGGACCUGAGUGCCAAGGCAAUGGUCAACGAAUCGGAAGCCUUCUACACCUCUUUGGGCUUUGAGCCACUGUCCGCGGAGUUCCACAAGAACCAGCUGAAGGAGCCCAACCAGGACAGUCCCAACGACGACUGCCGACCCUCCAUCUUCGACAUGACCCCACAUGUAUACCUCAUGUACUGCGAGAAGGUCAGCUUCCGGAAACUUAUGCAGUACCACAGCCACAUGGCCAGGGUGUACUACGCCCAGCAGAAGAGGCACCUGCCCUCGUACUACUUCAAGGCCUACAACCUGGAGUUCGCCGUGGGCGAGGCCGUGGUCCUCUCCGCCUCCGCUCCCGCCCACCUCACUGGCCGCCGCCUGGCCACCACCACCCUCGACGAGACGGCCCUCAUGAGUCGGCUCUUCCGCAUGUCCAUUCACACGAUUCUGAGCAUUCCAUUGUACUACGUGCACACCAAGGUGAUGCACGACCUUCUGAACAACACCGUGGACAUGGACACCGUGAACAAGCACUACUGGCGACUGAUGGAGCAGCAUGCCGGAAUUGAACCGCCCUCGGAUCGGGCAGAAGGUGCCAUUGACUUUCCCUACAAAUUCUACGUCAACAUUGACCAGAGCUUCCAGACUCAAAAAUUCAUUUCCGAGAUUCUGGGCUAUCAGAUCUAUCGCGAGUUCUGCAAGAAGAGUUACAGCAGUGGACCGCUGCACAACUGCGAUUUCUAUGGCAGUCUGGCCGUUGGCAACGACUUAAAAUCCAUGAUGUCUUUGGGUUCUACCAAGCCCUGGAAAGAAGUGAUUGCCAAAAUACUGCCCAGUAACACUGGACUGAGUAGCUUGGCUCUGCUGGAGUACUAUCAGCCCGUUCUGGAUUGGCUCAAAAAAUAUAAUAAGGACGCUAGUUCCAAAAUUGGCUGGACUUCAACCAAGAAAAAAAUCGUUUGAGGACUUUAAAGAGCAGCUUUCUAUGAGGCCAAAUUAGUUUGCUCACAAAUAUUAAUAAAAUAUCUUUUUUGAUUUUACCUUCAUUUUUCAAAUAUCUAUUUGAAUUGGUAACUGUUAAAAUAAAAACGUUUUACAACACUGC
Molecule: messenger RNA, 2017 nt
Organism: Drosophila rhopaloa
Lineage: Eukaryota; Metazoa; Arthropoda; Insecta; Diptera; Drosophilidae
Gene: Ance-4
Product: angiotensin-converting enzyme
Exons: 6
Coding region: 49-1875 (608 amino acids)
Biological process (GO): proteolysis
Cellular component (GO): plasma membrane
Molecular function (GO): peptidyl-dipeptidase activity; metallopeptidase activity
Source: RefSeq, a predicted model, not a curated record